Colletotrichum orchidophilum is the source of this 417-nucleotide messenger RNA. RefSeq lists its product as uncharacterized. The transcript is spliced from 2 exons. The coding region runs from base 1 to 417 and encodes 138 amino acids. The record is from RefSeq and is a predicted model, not a curated record. NCBI's taxonomy places the organism in Eukaryota, Fungi, Ascomycota, Sordariomycetes, Glomerellales, Glomerellaceae.
AUGAAGUUCUCUGCUGUUGCUAUCGUCGCAGCCGCGGUUGCUGGCGUCGGUGCCGUGCCCAUUGAAUCUGGCCCCAUCGCAAGCCUCCAAGCCCGCGCCUCUGACGCAAUCGGCGGCGUCGUGGGCUUCAUCAAGCGUGAAGAGGCCGGGAAACCCGUCGUACGGCAAAUCAAGCGCUCGCCCAUCCGCUUCCACUCCGGUCUCGCGCACGAGGAAGCCAUGGCUGCUGUCGCCAGACGCGCUCCCUCAUCUCCCCUGAAGCCGUUUGGUAUCGAUACGAGGAAGCGUGAGGUGCUGAUCGAGGCGCGGUUUUCGAAAACGAGUACAGGCGAGAAGAGGGGGGGCGACCUGACGUCGAGGCAGAAGGCCCAGGAGAGCGUGCCCCCUUUGGCGCCGUUUUCUGCCGGGGAGAAGUAA